AUGCCGCCAACGCUCUGUUUCAACUGCCAGGCGGCGCGCGCCGUCAUAAUUCGACCCAAGAACCGGCGCAAGCUCUGCAAAACAUGCUUUCUCGAAAUCUUUGAAACCGAAAUCCACCAGACCAUCACCAGCACCUCCCUCUUCCAGCGCGGCGAACGAAUCGCCAUUGGCGCCAGCGGCGGCAAGGACAGUACCGUUCUCGCCUCCGUCCUUAAAACGUUAAACGAGCGCCACGAUUACGGCCUUGACCUGACCCUUCUCUCCAUCGACGAAGGCAUCAGAGGAUACCGCGACGACAGCCUAGAAACCGUCAAGCGCAAUGCCGAACAAUACAACAUGCCACUCGAAAUCGUCGGCUAUGACGAGUUGUAUGGUUGGACUAUGGACCAAGUUGUCGCGCAGGUCGGCAAGAAGGGGAAUUGUACCUACUGCGGCGUCUUCCGGCGCCAGGCUCUCGACCGCGGCGCCGCGCGCUUGGGCAUCAAGCACGUCGUGACCGGCCAUAAUGCGGAUGAUGUUGCCGAAACAGUGAUGAUGAAUCUCCUGCGCGGCGAUUUACCGCGGUUGUCGAGGGGCACGAAUAUCGUGACGGAGUCCGCGGGCAUGCAAGUCAAGCGCAGUAAGCCGCUCAAGUAUGCGUAUGAGAAGGAGAUUGUGUUGUAUGCGCAUCACAAAAAGUUGGAUUAUUUCAGCACAGAGUGUAUUUACUCGCCAGAGGCGUUUCGGGGUAGUGCGCGCACGUUAAUCAAGGAUCUCGAGAAGAUUAGGCCGAGUUCGAUACUGGAUAUUGUGAAGAGUGGUGAGGAUAUGGCGGCAUUGGUUCCGCCGGAGAUUAGCAAUAAUGGGAAACCUGCAGAGGAUGAGGCGAGUGGUGGGUGUGGGAGUCAGAAUGGUCGGUCUAGUGGAGGCGAGAUGGCCGCGAUGGAGAAGAGGUUGGCUGCGAACGAGGAGGCGCAGGCAAGGGAGAUUGAAAUCACGCUGCCAUCACGGCGGCCUUCGUCAGUGGUGUCUUUUCAGCAGAAGAAAGGGAAGCUGGUCAAGGGUCAGACGGCAGGGAAAUGCGAACGCUGCGGGUAUAUUUCGAGUCAGAAGAUUUGCAAGGCGUGCACGCUCUUGGACGGGCUGAAUAAAAGUAGGCCAAAGACGACUAUUGAGGUUGGCAUCGAAGAGGAGGAAAGCAGCUCGACGUUGAUGCGGCAGAUGGAGAGUGUGCAGCUGAGUUCGAUGUCGUCGGGGUAG
Molecule: messenger RNA, 1239 nt
Organism: Talaromyces proteolyticus
Lineage: Eukaryota; Fungi; Ascomycota; Eurotiomycetes; Eurotiales; Trichocomaceae
Product: putative PP-loop ATPase superfamily protein
Exons: 1
Coding region: 1-1239 (412 amino acids)
Biological process (GO): tRNA wobble position uridine thiolation
Cellular component (GO): mitochondrion; cytosolic tRNA wobble base thiouridylase complex
Molecular function (GO): tRNA binding
Source: RefSeq, a predicted model, not a curated record